GCUGGCAGCUUCUUUCAGUAUCUUGCUUGGCUUCUCCUGGGCUGCUGCACACCUUUUCCUGACUUCUCUUUGUCUCUGGGUAGGGGCAUGAGCCCUAGAAGCUUUUACCAUCUAGGCACCCUCUUCUACCCCAGUGGGAGGUGAUACCUAUUGCUGGGAACUCCCGUGACUGCUGGUCGUGAUGGGUUUAGGGGCAGGAUGUUUCAGUUGCAAGGAAAGUGGAUGGCCAUUGGAACAGGGAUCUAGUGCUGCUAGAAAACAUGCUGUCUGCAAACUCAACCCUUCACACUGUGUGAUGUUGCAAAGGGCUUGGCUGGAGUCAGCAGUGCCUCUUCUUUCCUUCACACAGCUGGUGUAUUAGAACAGUCUGUGUUCUGUUUGAACUUCAAACACCAGGAUCUGCAGCUGAGCACAGUUCAGUUGUAUUUUAGUGGUUUGAUAACCCAUGGGAGCCACAUUCAGGAAGGGCUUUGUUUUGCACUGUAUGCGGGCUGCAUUUCCCUUUCCUGUUCCAAGGAAGGAAGUGUCAGUGGUGACUUAAAAUAUGAGGAGGAGCAUUCAGUCUCUCCCUGUGGAUCCCAGACCCACCCCCAAGAGGUCCUUCUCCAGUUUGCUUUGUGGACUGUCCUGCUUACUGCAGAGCUGUUGAUCUGCCUGGGCUGCGUGGCAAAGGUUGAAUGCCUUUCCUCACAGCUGUGUGUGGACCUUGGCCUUCCAGCCUGUCCUUGCACACAUCGCACACUUCUGUCAUAGUUGCACACUGUGAAGAGCUAAAAAUCCUGUGUUAGACAUCAUGUGAGAGGUCACAGAACCACAAAAUACUUAGUUGAAGUGCACCCCCUUGGAUCAUUGAGUCCAAUUCUUUAAGUGAAUAGCCUACACAGGGAUUGAACCCAUGGCACUAUUAGCACCAUGCUUUAACCCACUGAGCUAAUCUCGGUGUAGAAUCUCCCUAAUUCUUCCCCUUCCAGAAUUUAAAGUCAUUAUUAUUAAAUACUAGCUGAAAAACUAGAAAUCAAAGGGGAAUGUUUUCCAAAUAAUGUGCUGUUAUACCAUUGUUUUGAGACUCCAAGCUCUCCUCUGUCACCUCUACUGGAGUGGGUACCUCUGAUCUAGUCACUGCACUGGCGCCAUUUCUCAUGUUGAUGGCAAGAGAGGAGACCAUGACUAGGGUCCUGGGGGAAAAUUGCUGUCUUGCAGGGACUCCUAACUCUUACUGAUAGCGGAAACUUCCAAGAAACUGAAGCAGCUUCUGCAGUUCUGCUGCCUGGUGCUACUGGCUGCCUGUCCUUGCUCCUUCAUUGCAGGGCAGAGUCUUUGUGUGGCUGCUGCAAGAAAACAUGCUGGGUAUCUAAGGGGAGCAGCAAGCAAGGAGAGAGAUCUCAGCUUGGGUCAAACAGCUCUACAUGUUGGGUGGUAGGUCAUCAUUAUCAAGCUGAUGCACUUCCAGACUGCUGCUGGGUUUACUUCACUAUCAUUAAAUGUUAAUUUCUGAUAGUGUUUUUCAGUGGCAUGGAGUUACAAGGAGUGGUUAAAAAAAAACAUGUUUGUUACCAGGGCAUGCAGCACUUUUUAGGCAGUGCAGCACAUUGAAGCCAGAAGCUCCUGCAAGCCUGUCUUUUUCUUUGGGGACAUGAGGGGAAGUGGAAGACAGAGGCCCCUCACCACAUGAUUAUUCUCCUCAGGUUUAUUUUUAACUAGGGAACGUGUUCACAUUGUGCAGUGAAAUGUAGGAGACAACUGGGUCAGUCUGCCCUGCAGCAAGAGACAGAUCUCCUGGCCUUUGCAGACCAAACAUGUGGGAUUACUGUGGAGUAUCUCUCAUGACACCUUGCUUCUGCUCCAACAGUCAAUGUUACUGUUUAGUGUGGUUUUGGUGCCACUGCAGAAAUUCUCUUCAUCUUGCAAUUCCUUGAUGAAAGUUUUUUCACUGCACCAGGUACUCGGAGAACAAACUGGAGCAACAGAGAUGUCCCAUUAUGCAGUGCAAACCAAGCUGAGUGUUAAAUGCAUGGAGUUAUCUACUUUGAAGGAAUGAAGAGUGGGUUCUGAGUGGCAUACAAGCAUUUGCAGCAUUACUAGGGCAUUUGAGUUGAUGCUUUCAUGUGUUUCAUGUAUUUUCAUUACAUGUUACUUAAUAGCUUGUAAAAAGCAAUAUCCUCCCAUGAGACUAUAGCACAAUUUAAGUUACAAUUUUAUGGGAAAAUUACAGUGUGAGGAAAAGGAAAAACGAUGACUGCAAGCUCUCAGGGUGAGAGCUGCCCCAGAAUUAAAUCCAUUGCUGUUCCAGAACUGCAAAAGUGUUAAAAGAUGAGUGCCUUUGUGGUAGUAUCUGCCCUGAGACUAUCCAGGAAUCCAUCCUUGCUGUUCAUUCUGAACUCCAGCAUUAAGUUAUGGCCUUUCCACUACAGCUUAGCACAGCAGGCUGAAUCCCUCAUCCAUGUGCUCUGGACAGAUGAAGUGCUGAGAAGUAAAUAUACUGAAUUUCUUCCUAGUUAUCCCAAGUGCAACUCCUGCGCAGCAGUGGGAUAGAUGGGACUUCAGGGUUUGUCGCCCAUGUGCCUGCUGCUAGUGAGGUGGGAAGGCUUGGUUUGCUGCUUCCUGCUCUUGUGGGCUGAGGUGGGUAGAAGCAUUUCUUUCUUUGCAAUGAAGGAACCAGAGGCACUCCAUGCAGAGCCAAGGGAUUGGCUCUUGUGAAAAGGUAGCUUUGAUGGAAGUGUUUGCAAAUAUCCAAUAGCUGGUGAAGGCCUGGCCUGUGCUCUAGCCUGUCCUGGUGGAUCUGAUGGCAUCUCAGCCCAGUACUGAAUGUUAGGGGGAGAGUCAGUAGUUUUUCAUAGUAUGGGGAUUGUUCCAGGAGUACUGGUUUUUGCUUCUGGGCUGUAAUGGUGUCAAUGUCUCUCUGUGUUGAGCAGGGACCAGCGCAUCAGCCAGGAUGUGGAGAGGUUCUGCAGGCAGCUCAGCUCCAUGGUCAGCAAGCUAGUCAUCUCACCCUUCACACUGGCCUACUACACAUACCAGUGCUUUCACAGGUUGGCUAGGCCCAGUGAGCAUCUUUGGGUAUUUUGUCAUUGGGACGAUGAUUAACAAAGUGUUGAUGAGCCCAAUUGUGUCUAAACUUGUGCAGCAGGAAAAACUGGAGGGAGAUUUCAGGUUCAAGCACAUGCAGAUUCGUGUCAAUGCAGAACCAGCUGCUUUCUACAGGGCUGGGCGAGUGGAGCACAUGCGCACAAACCGGAGGCUGCAGAGCCUGCUGAAGACCCAGAGAGAGCUGAUAGGCAAGGAGCUGUGGCUAUCCAUUGGGAUCAACACCUUUGAUUAUUUGGGCAGCAUCCUGAGCUACGUGGUCAUUGCCAUUCCCAUCUUUUCUGGUGUCUAUGGCGACCUGAGUCCAACAGAGCUCAGUUCCCUUGUCAGUAAGAAUGCCUUUGUUUCCAUCUACCUCAUUGGCUGCUUCAGCCAGCUCAUAGAUCUUUCCAGCACUGUGACUGAUGUAGCUGGCUACACACACAGGAUUGGCGAACUGCAGGAGACCUUGCUGAGCCUUGGCAGAAAAAAAAAUGGUAACUACUCAGAAGCCAAAACCAGUUGGGAUUUGGACGGCAGCCAUUCUGGCGAGGACCCAGUGCCAAGCGACACUGCUUUUCUUCUGGAGCGAGUGACACUCUCAGUACCAUCCUCUGACAAGCUGCUCAUCAAGGACUUGAGCCUCAGGAUAUCACAAGGAAACAAUGUGAUGAUUGUGGGAAACACUGGUACAGGGAAGACAUCUUUCCUUAGGGUCCUCGGAGGACUCUGGGAGAGCACACGAGGGAGCAUCAGGAUGCUGACCUGCUUUGGCCCCCGAGGAGUGGUGUUCCUACCGCAGAGGCCCUUCUUCACUGAUGGAAGCCUGCGUGAGCAGGUGAUCUAUCCCCUGAAGGAGAUCUAUCCACUUUCAGGGUCUGCAGAUGAUGAGAGGAUUGUGAGAUUUCUGGAGCUGGCUGGGCUGACGGAUUUGCUGGCAAGGACUGGAGGACUGGAUGAACAGGUGGACUGGAACUGGUAUGACAUCCUGUCCCCAGGGGAGAUGCAGAGACUCUCAUUUGCACGGCUCUUCUACCUCCAGCCAAAAUAUGCAGUGUUAGAUGAAGCCACCAGCGCCUUGACAGAAGAGGUGGAGCAUGAGCUGUACCGUAUGUGCCUUCAGCUGGGCAUGACACUGAUCAGUGUGGGACACAGACCCAGCCUGGAAAAGUUCCACAGUUGGAUUUUGAAACUUCAUGGGGAGGGAAGAUGGGAGCUCACUCGAUGUGAGAAGAUGAAGCGGCUCCCCUCUGAGGAAGGACACUAAAGAAUACGCCCUUGUCUGGCCAGCCACAAAACCUGCACAUGUGUGGAAGAGCUCUCAAUACAAUAGCAGACAUGGAGCUGCCAAGCCAGCAGCUGUGUCAAGCAGUGCAAGACCAGUUCUGGAUUUUGCUGAUGGACACACAGUAUGUCUGAACUCAUGGUGUGGAGUUUUGCCAAGAGUAGACAUUACUAUGCCACCCUUUUCCCAGCCUCCUUCUGCCUCCCUGGCUCUCAGGAGAGAAAGCAGCUGAGCUGCUUGGCCGCCCUGAGGGAAGAUGCUGUUCAUGGGUCUUGUAAAAACAAUAGCCAGAGAAACCUCCCCUUUUUCUGGGAUACAUUGGUGUGAGGCUAGAAUGCAGCCUCCUUUUCUGCCCUCUGUGCCUUGCUCUGUCUUCCACACAGCUCUGCAGAGCAGAUUUAUGUACCUUGGGGCUCUGUCGAGAAUUGUGUUUUCCAUCAGGAGGCAAGGGGAGGAGAGAAGGGGCAUGUCUCUGCUCUCUUCAUAAUGCAUGGCUACAGGUGAAAGGAACAUUUUUGUAUUAAAAUCUGGGGACUGUUUUCAAACUGGUUUCAUGGAGAAGAGUGAAUAUUUGUUUACCAGACUGUUGCAUGUGUUUUUUUCUGGGGUUUGCUUUGGAGGAGAUGCUUGUAUAUUGGCAAUGGUCCUGGACAAGACUUUUGCAAAAGAGCAAAGCAGAGGUGAGAGUAGUAUCCCUAUCCAGGGCUGAACAUCCUACCUGCUUCUGCCUCUGCAGCUACUGCAAGGCACAAGGAACCUCAAGGAGGGCUCUCUGCCCUCUGCUUUCGUGGAAUGAAACAGUUUAUUUCCCCUUACUCUUUUGCCUAUGAUGAGUCAUGUUCUCUCCUCUGUCUACAUGGGUGUACUGAGACAGGUUUUGAGGGUCUCUUGUGUUGUGGAGAGGUCACUCCAAGACUGCAGUGGAGGUGUGAUCUGAGAACUUACUGGCCACCACUUGUUAGUGGCUUUUCUGGAUGUUUCCCUGGUUUUGCAGUGAAAAAGGAGGAGGUUGCUGCUGGCAGAGCCAGGCUAGUGGCCCUUCUGCUGCUCCACAAGAUGCUUGUCUCCUUUUAUGAUCUGCUGCACAGCCUCAUGGUCGUCCAGGGUGGUUAGGUCCCCAGGCUCACUGGCCUUGUCCGCCACUUUUCCAUAGCACCCAACGCAUAAUCUUACCUGAGCGUGUCUUGGGCAGCCGGUGUGUGACCUAUAAUGGGGAGAGCAGAGUCAAAGCUGAGAGAAAGGGCCCAGUCAAUCUGCCAGUGUGGGUGUUGGACCAGUUUGCUUGUGUUACCUGAACAUAAUCUGGAGCUGCAUACUUAGCAAUCUUCUUUGAGAUGAGCUCCUGUAGCUCGGCAGCAAGAGUCUCCUAUGUGUAGCCACUGGCCUUCUUCAGCAUAACAAACACAUAGGCUCCUGGCAGAAGGAUCACCAGGUUACAGAGCAGUGCAUACCGUGCCCCUGAGACCUGCCUGGACCUAGGGCCAGGAGAGGUCCUCUCUGCUGGUAGCCUCAGGGGAUGCUCUGUAGCCAAAACUGCAUGCUUUUGACCACACAGAAGUACUGCUGUUGCCACCCUGUGCUGCUGCCACCUUAGGCAAAGCCUAUCUGGUUGGUGGGCAUGUGCAGGUUGUGAUGGCUGUGCUGAGAUCCCCACUAACAUGCUGUAUGGUGUGGACACAGCAUUGCUACCAGUGCCUCUUCCCACUGCAGUGCCAUAGCCCUGGGAGAUGUUUUGGGGCAGGAAAGAAAGCAUCUUACCUUCUCCCUUGAUCUCAUGUGGGUAGCUAAUGACAGCAGUCUCUGCCACUGCCACAUGGUGAUUCUGGAAGAGAACAGGGCAGAGGUUUGAAUCCGUGCUUUUGGCAGGCUGUCUGCCACCUGCAGCUGCCCUGACCUGACUUGGCUGCUGCAGCCCACAAUAAUGCAGGGAGAAAACGAAAGACCUCAGAUGGCCUCUGCCUUUUUUCCUUCCUGCCUCAGUAGGUCUGCAAGCACUCGUCUUUUCCUGCUGCCCCUGACUGCUUUAGUUUGGAUGGUUUUACCUCCCACCCACAUCUCUUACCACAACAUUCUCACCUCUGCAGUGCCCAGCUGGUGUCCACUGGUGCUAAUGAUGUCGUCCAGCCGUUCUGUUAGCUGGUAGUAGCCCUCACUGGUACGAUAUGCACCAUCCCCAGUGAAGAAAAGUCCUGCAGUAGCCAGAACCAUGCCAUAGUCACUUGUUGGAGGGAGUAUGUGAGCUGCUCAGCAGCCAUACUCUCACAUUUCCCUUCCUCCUCUCUGUUGGCUUCAGGGCCAGGUACUUCAGGUACUCUGCUUCUUCCUCAACUGCUCAGGGUAAAUGUGCCUGCCUUCCUUGUUAGUCUUCUGCCUGUGUUGGUAUCUGCUCUAUCAUCAGGCUCCUGCCCUCAUUCUGCAGUGUACUGGCUAAUGCUGUGCCUGUCUCAUCACCAUGUGCUGGGAGCACUUUGCUCCAGUGCAGGUGCCUGUGGUCUUGCUGCUUCUCUUCGUAUUACAUCAAGACAUACACGCUCUUGGGCUUGUUCGGUGCCUCUGGGUGAGUCCCCAGCGGCUGACAGGGUUUGCAAGAGAUGCAGCAAGACGCCUGUGCUCAAGGGGACUGGGGGCAGAAGGACAAAUCCACUGCCUUAAAACAAUGUGUGAUCCAGUUGGGAAGGGGCAGUCGUGUGAUACCAGACCUGGGGAGAUAAAAGGCCUCAGGACUGUGGAGAGUCUCUGGAAGAACAGAGGAGCAAUACCAGAUCUCCUGAAUCCUGCCCCAUACAGAAAGCCAGCAAGUGGACCCAACCAUACCCAACCAAAUGUGUGCAAGUGUCUUGCCAUAUGUUUUCCUUACCUGGAUAAGUCAGGUAAGUUUCCAGAAAUCUCUUGUGAUCAUUGUAAAUGGUUUGUGCUAUACUGGGCCAGGCUUUUGAGAUGCAAAGAGGUCCUGAGACAUCAAUUUUUCCAGAAGGACUUCCCACCACCCACCAUAGCAGAGCUCUGCUGCCUCUCUGCCUCCAAAAAGGUUUUUUUUUCCUGCCUUUCCUUCAGGCCUUAUAUAGGUAGUUUUUAAAGGUAAAAUUUGCAGGAUUCCUUAAUGUCAUUGAUCAAAUUCCCUUUUCUUCCUAGGGGGCAAAAGAGAAGAGCAGAGAAAGGCUCUCCCUGCAAGUAGGGUAGUUUUCAGCCAGGGAUACCUAAGGAAUCAACAGUAGAGAUGACAGGGUUGGUAGAUCUCCUCUUUGCUCUUCAAAGUGCAACACCACUCACAAUCUGUGGAGCUGGUAUGUUUGGUGGACAAGCUGGACACCAGUGUGGGAGACAGGCACUCAUCCCAGACCACACACCUGUUUUGUGCCACAGCCACCCUGAGCUCAGUGGGAACCUACAAGGGCCCUGUCCCCCUGGGGACCUUUGGGCCUACAGCCUCUCCACAAAGUCAGGCCCAAGCAGCCUAAUUGUUCCACGAGUCUCUUAUUUCCUAUGCACCUCAGCAUUUUUCCUAUCCUGGGAAGACGUUAGGUUUUUCCACCAGACCAUUCCCAGAUUCUCGUAGCAGGGCAGGUGGGUGGUUGAACAAAGUUUGGCUUUCCUCUGUGGAGGAACCCAGGGGCGGCUCCCUGUGUGUCCUGGCAGAGCAAUCAGCUGGCUGGUUUUGAAGAUUGACACCCAGUUAAACCACUUUAAAAGGGUUGCACACGCCUCUGUGGCAAAGCAGGUUUAUAAACGAAUAAAGCCCGGGACAGCUCUCUUGGCUUUCGGCCUUUGUGCAGUGACUGGCUGGGCUGGGGUGUGCCGGGCCCUGGGGCAGGCCCGAGGCCAGGAGCCCCCGGGGCGCGGCCGCCUGGCCGGGAUUGCGUGUGAGAGGGCGGUGAGCGAUCUCUGAUGUAGAGCCUGGAUCAGAUCAACCUUUCAGCGCUGUAGAGCUCUAUAAAAACUGUUUCAACUGAUUAAGCUUGAGAACAAACGAGCCGACAAACACCAGUUCUCUCCCGAAUCAGGAAAAGGAAAGUGUGAAGACAUGUAGAGCAAGCAACAUGGGACACUGGAGUCAGUGAAGAAGGAGUCAAAUUCUAGACAGGAGGGGAUUGAGGAGAUGCCUUAGUUUUGGGUUGAAAUUCUUUUGUAAGGGUAUGGUGAAGAUAUAUUUGAUAUAUCAGACUUUGUUUUUUCCCUGUAAUUCGUGGAAUGCAUUGGGGAGAAUGUAGCAUUCUAACCACAGCCAUGAGCAGAAGCAUCCAUGUUGAAAUAAGCAGAUGUUGCAGCAGCUGUGAUCCAAUGAGAAUCUUGAGAUGAGAGGAGAAACCUUGCCCAGGAAUGGAAAGAAGAAGACUUCUGUUCCCAGAGAUGGAUGAAAAGAAUUUUUGCUUUUAUUCUACAGCAGCUCAUCCUUAAAAUAAUAGCCCAUAAAUUGACAUGGCCCAUGAACACAGCUGUGGGGAGGCUGCAAGAUAUGGAGGGACUUCAUGAUUGCAAAUUUCCGGGCAGCUGCUAUAUGUGGAAAUUAAAAACCAUGAGAGAGCUGUUUCUUGUGGAGAAGUCUCCAUGGCAUGGCAAGAGAGACUCCUCUCCCUAAGAGACCUGAAGAAAGACUGUUUUACAGGUGGCAAACUGACUGAAAGUCACAGGUUUUGUCUCUUUACGUUUUCAGUGGGAAAGAAAAGAGGGUGUGGGGGGAGGAGAAGUCUUCUGAAGGUUUAUUCUGAUUUCCUUUCUAUAUUUUUCUUUUAAUUCUGUUAAUAAAGUUUUCUUUAUACCCUUUAAA
Messenger RNA from Taeniopygia guttata (zebra finch), 9113 nucleotides. The record is from RefSeq and is a predicted model, not a curated record. NCBI's taxonomy places the organism in Eukaryota, Metazoa, Chordata, Aves, Passeriformes, Estrildidae.